Molecule: messenger RNA, 4608 nt
Organism: Rattus rattus (black rat)
Lineage: Eukaryota; Metazoa; Chordata; Mammalia; Rodentia; Muridae
Gene: Zc3hav1
Product: zinc finger CCCH-type containing, antiviral 1
Exons: 13
Coding region: 20-2974 (984 amino acids)
Molecular function (GO): NAD+ poly-ADP-ribosyltransferase activity; metal ion binding
Source: RefSeq, a predicted model, not a curated record
GCGGCAGCCAUAGCGCGCCAUGGCAGAUCCCGGGGUAUGCUGUUUCAUCACCAAGAUCCUGUGCGCCCACGGGGGCCGCAUGACCCUGGAGGAACUCCUGGGUGAGAUCAGGCUCCCCGAGGCGCAGCUCUACGAGCUGCUGGAGACGGCGGGGCCCGAUCGCUUCGUGCUAUUGGAGACUGGAGGCCAGGCCGGGAUCACUCGGUCUGUAGUGGCUACUACUCGAGCCCGUGUCUGCCGUCGCAAGUACUGCCAGAGACCCUGCGACAGCCUGCACCUCUGCAAGCUUAAUCUGCUCGGCCGGUGCCACUAUGCACAGUCUCAGCGGAACCUCUGCAAAUAUUCUCACGACGUUCUCUCGGAACAGAACUUCCAGAUCCUGAAGAAUCAUGAGCUCUCUGGGCUUAACCAAGAGGAGCUAGCUUGCCUCCUGGUCCAAAGCGACCCUUUUUUCCUGCCUGAGAUAUGCAAGAGUUACAAAGGAGAGGGCCGAAAACAGACCUGCGGGCAGCCACAGCCAUGCGAGAGACUCCACAUCUGUGAGCACUUCACCCGGGGCAACUGCAGUUACCUCAACUGUCUCAGGUCUCACAACCUGAUGGACAGAAAGGUGUUGACCAUCAUGAGGGAGCACGGGCUGAGUCCUGAUGUGGUCCAGAACAUCCAGGACAUCUGCAACAACAAACACGCCAGGAGGAACCCGCCUGUCACGAGAGCUGCCCAUCCACACCGCAGAGGCGGCGCACACAGAGACAGAAGCAAAAGCAGAGACCGCCUCCUUCACAGCAGUCUAGAAUUUCUCUCACCUGUUGUCUCACCUCUGGGAUCUGGUCCGCCUAGCCCAGAUGUCACCAGCUGUAAAGAUUCCCUGGAGGAUGUGUCUGCGGAUGUCACCCAGAAGUUCAAGUACCUGGGGACUCACGACCGUGCGCAGCUCUCCCCAGUCUCAUCUAAGGCUGCUGGUGUCCGAGGACCCAGUCAAAUGAGAGCAAGCCAGGAGUUUUCAGAGGAUGGGGAUCUAGAUGACAUAUUUUCUAGGAAUCGUUCUGAUUCAUCAUCAUCAAGUCGAGCCUCCGCUGCCAAGGUGGCACAAAGAAAUGAAGCUGUGGCCAUGAAAAUGGGCAUGGAGGUCAAGGGCAAGAAGGAGGCUCCAGACAUCGAUCGGGUCCCAUUUUUAAAUAGUUAUAUUGAUGGGGUGACCACGGAAAAAGCAUCGGUCUCAGGAAUUCUAGGCGAAAAGUUCACAGCCAACGAUCUAGAAAAUUUGCUAUUACUUAACGACACUUGGAAGAGUGCGGCUAAGCCCCAGGAUCUGCAGACCACAGGCAGAAUCACUGACAGUGGCCAAGACAAGGCAUUCCUGCAGAAUAAAUAUGGAGGAAACCCAGUGUGGGCAAGUGCAUCCACCCAUAAUGCCCCAAAUGGCUCUAGUCAAAUUAUGGAUGAAACUCCUAAUGUCUCUAAAAGUAGUACCAGUGGUUUUGCCAUAAAACCAGCAAUUGCUGGAGAGAAAGAAGCAGUCUAUUCUGGAGUUCAGAGCCCGAGAAGCCAGGUCCUGGCUAUGCCUGGGGAGACUACUACCCCUGUACAGAGCAACAGGCUGCCUCAGUCGCCUCUGUCUUCCUCAAGCCACAGAGCUGCAGCCUCCGGGAGCCCUGGCAAGAACUCCACCCACACCUCUGUGAGCCCAGCCAGCGACUCUUCAAGGAUGACAUCAGACCCCGAUGAGUAUCUCCUACGCUACAUCCUAAAUCCCUUAUUUAGGAUGGAUAAUCAUGGCCCGAAGGAAAUCUGUCAGGACCAUCUGUACAAGGGCUGUCAACAGAGCCACUGUGACAGGAGCCAUUUCCAUCUGCCCUACCGGUGGCAGAUGUUCAUAUAUACCACUUGGAGGGACUUCCAGGACAUGGAGUCUAUCGAGCAGGCCUAUUGUGAUCCCCACGUUGAACUCAUUUUGAUAGAAAACCAUCAGAUCAAUUUCCAGAAAAUGACCUGUGACUCCUACCCCAUCCGACGCCUCUCCACUCCUUCAUCUGUGGAAAAGCUACUUAGUUCUGUCUUCGCCACCAAGUGGAUUUGGUAUUGGAAGAAUGAAUUUAAUGAAUAUAUCCAGUAUGGGAAUGAGAGCCCAGGCCACACCAGCUCUGACAUCAACUCUGCGUACCUGGAGUCUUUCUUCCAGUCUUGUCCCAGGGGAGUUUUGCCGUUCCAGGCUGGUUCACAGAAGUACGAGUUAAGCUUUCAAGGGAUGAUUCAGACAAAUAUAGCUUCCAAGACUCAAAGGCAUGUUGUCAGAAGGCCAGUAUUUGUUUCUUCGUACGAUGUGGAGCAGAAGAGAAGAGCUCCAGAUCAUCAGCCAGUGACGCCCAAGGCAGAUGCUCUGACCCUGAAUUCUCUUCCCCAGAAGAAUGCUAGCACUGUUUUGCCUAACGAAUAUGAGUUUCUAGAACUCAAUGACCAGGAUGUGGAGUAUGUCACAGUAAGUGAACAGUUUAAAGCAUCCAUGAAACCUUUCAAGAUUGUGAGAAUAAAGCGGAUAUGGAACCAAAAACUCUUGGACGCCUUUGAAAGGAAGAAGGAAAAGAUGAAAAAUAAAAACGAGAUGCUCCUGUUUCACGCGGCAUGCCGUGCUCAUGUGGAUUAUAUCUGUAAGAAUAAUUUCGAGUGGAUCCUACAUGGAAGUCGGGAGACCAGAUAUGGAAAAGGAAAUUAUUUUGCAAAAGAAGCCAUCUAUUCCCACAAGAAUUGUUCAUAUGAUAUCAGAAACAUUGUUAUGUUCGUGGCCCGAGUCCUGGUUGGAAACGUCAUUGAAGGAAAUAUGACGUUCAGUAGCCCUCCUGCACUCUAUGACAGCUGCGUGGACACCAGGCUGAAUCCCUCCGUCUUUGUCAUUUUCCGGAAAGAACAGAUUUACCCAGAGUAUCUGAUUGAGUAUGUGGAAUCAGAGAAAGAGAAAGGUUGCAUAAUUAGUUAGAAAUGACACAUACUAUGCCGAAACCAUUCUUUUGCCGUCUUGGACCAAAUCAUCCCCAGAUAGUAGAUAGGCUUCUACAUUCCCUUGCUACAUUACCGAACGUCUUAAACCGGCUCCUUGCUUCUCCCAACCGCCUUGUACAUCAUUCCUAAGUCCAUUUUUACCUCCCCAGUACCAGCCAUUCUGGUGUUCUUAUAGUCCUUGAUGCCUUUGCAUCUAAGUCAUUGGUCUAGAUGAACUUUUCUCUCAGUUUUUACCACCUACUAGGCAGUAUCUGUUUUGUUUAAUAUUCAAAGUGCAUACAAUCACAUUAAUUAAAAAAAUCAGAUUUACUGUAAUAUAAGAGAGAAAUAUAAAGUCAUAACUUCGGCACGACUUUAAGUCCUAAGACAUGAUGGAGUCGUCAGAUUGCUUCCGUUUACCAUGAAUCAGUAUGAGCUUAUAAGAAAAGAAUUGGAGGAACAUGAAAAAGCAGGGACGUGUUUAGACAUUAGAGUAAAAACUAAACGACACACGUUAAUUGCAAAUGUCAGCAACUAUCUGUACAUGGUAAGAACGAAAUAUCUUCAUUGAAAUAAAAAUACAGCACAAAAGAACUUACAGAUUGUCGAAACAGCAAGGAUGAAGAGGUACAUUCUUGCAGACGAGCUGUAGGUCAUACGCGAAUGUCGAAAGAGACAUUCAAAACUCGAAUAGGGUGCAGAGUAAUUUCUUAUUGUGAGGAACUGCCCAAUGUAUUGAAAGACGCAUAGCUGGCUCUCACAUGCCAGGAGCGCCCUCCUUCGCCCGAAGUCAUGACAACCACAGACCCUACUAGACCUGGUCAUCCUUUGAAAGGUAGAUCUUUUAUAACAUCUUUUGCCAUCUUGAGAUGAUUUAUAGGUGAUACAAUCUACAUUUGAGUUUAUUCUGACUUAAUUUAGUGCCCUACUUGUGUGAUAAAUGGAAACUCAGAACUCUAAUGGACACAAACUGUAAGGGCUCAGGCUUGACUAUGCUACCAGCUUCAAAUCAUGCGAACUCUCACUAGGAAUAGGUUUGCCUUAAGAGUCCAGCAGGGGCAGCUUCCUGAGCUGAAUGAAGUACAGGAAAAUGAAGAUUAAAGGGAUGUGUGACAGAACACAGGGUUAGAUAGGGUACACCAUAGCAGACUUUGCACCUUAUCUGUCAGUGGUGAAGGAGAGGGCAAAAUCAUUUUAGUUGAAAUGAUAGAUAAUAAAGACGGGACAAAUUACAGUCUGUCUCAGGGGAAUCAAAGGAUUCUUUCUCAGACAAGUUGUAGGUCCUGCAUAAUACAUGUCCAGCAGGACAUUAGACAGUCGUAAAGGUGCAGGACGGUUUGUGUGUGGGACUGACCCAUCCACACACAGCAGGGCGUUUGUUCUGCCUCAGGCUGCAUCUACUCGGUGAGGUUAGUAAACUUCAGAUUCAAAACCAACAACCAUCACUCUCUAAUAUGCUACAGUGGGAACCACUGAUCUAGUUAAUGGCAGCACUCUUGGAUCAACUCAAUUGUUACUUCCACUGUUUUACAACUGAAUAAGCCAGAUCCUUGCCUCUCAAGCCCCGUUUUUAACAAUUCCUUGAUUUAUAAUCCUUCUUCUUUGCUCAAUAAAAAGAAAAAAGUAAUUUGA